GAUGCCUGGAUCCCAGGGCUAGUGAACUGUGGAUAGGAAACCUUUUGUCACUGACACAGCCGUGCUGAAAAUGGAAGGAAGGAUGUCAGACAUAUGUGGCCAGCCUGGGAUGAAGUUACAGCACAAGCUCAUUGUCCUAAGGAAACGGAUCUCUGCUGUGGAUUUUGAGGUGGGAGCUGGGCAAAUGACUGCUUGACAUCAUCAGGCUGAGCAUUGCAUUACAGCAAAUGGGGACUUGCUUGGCAAGCUUUGUGGGAAACUCCCACUAAAGCCUCGAAGUGCAUUUCAUUUAGGAGAUAGAGAGGGAACAAGCUCUCUAACAGCACCAGCUACGGCAGCCAAUCCAUCCCUUCUCUUUUGCUGACAGCCAGGCUGGCGACCAGGAUUCCUUGGUUUACAUGCCUAGUUCUCAACUGGAAAUUCCCAGGGCUCAGAGGGCUUCAUUCUACUGUCUAUAGUGGUUAGUCAAGAACUGAAAAUCUGAAGACAUGAUGGGAAGAGAAGAGAACUAAACCAGCCCUGCUCAGCAAUGCAAGAGGCAUCAUGGAGGUUGAGUCCUCAUACACAGACUUCAUCUCCUGUGAUAGAACGGGCCGUAGGAACGCCGUCCCCGACAUCCAGGAUGACUCGGCAGCAGUGAGCGUGAGGAAGCUGACGGGGAACUUGGGGGAGCUGGCCUUAGAAGGCGAAGAAGGGCAAGCAGAGAUAAGCACAGCAGACAAGGAAGCUGGAAGCAGGCCUGAGGGGAAUGAGGGGACCACCACAUCCUGAGAGCUGCCCCUGUCCCAUUCCCUUUGUCCAGUGGCUGAAGAAGCAACCCGCCUGUGCAGCGUUCUCCCUGAGGACCGCUUCUCUCCCCCUACAGUAACCCUUUGGGGCACAAUGACACUGUGUGGGCCUCCCCAGACUUUCCUUUUCCUCUAGUCCACCCCCCCCAUACACACAGACAGCCUAUGCUCAGAGCAGGUUUGCCCUGUAAUGGGGACCUCAGACUGAGGCUGGCCUCCAGAGGUGCCUUAAGAUCCCUAGCCCAGCCUAGGGAAAGAAACCCUGUGGUCCAGCCUCCCAUGGGCCUCCCCUUCUUCCAGGCCCAUGGAGUCUACGGUAUCUGGCAAUUCAACAUGUUAUUUAUUUGGUUUGCUCCUGUGUGGGGGGAAUGGGGAGGUACCACCUGCUCCUUUCCUCUGGAGGACAGAUAGAAGUCAGGCCCCCUCCCAGAUCCUCUGGGGGAAAACAUCAGCAGUGGCCUCCACCCUCACACUGACCUGCUCAAUCCACUUCAUUCAAUUUCCUGAGUGCCUACUCUCUGCAGGGCUCUGAAGAAAGCAUAAAAUGACUAACACCUGGUUGCCAGCCUUAGGUAGCACCCAAUCCUCAGGGCUGCUGAUUGCUUCUUCUCUUACCCUAAGGACCAAAGGAGAGAUCCUUCCCAACCCAUCUGGAUCAGUUCCUUUUUACUCUUUUUAAACUUUGACUUUAAAUAUUAUCCACCUUUUUUUCCGGGGGGGGGGGGGGGAGGAGACAGUGGAGACCUGCCUUUUAUUUCCAUGGGGAGGGGGUGAUGAGGAAGUAUAGAGGGGAAUGUUUUCAAUCUAGGCUCUUUGUAGUUCAGAAUGAUUCCUGAACUUUCCCAAACCCAUUCUUAAGGGAAUCCUUUUGUUUCCCCGUUUGACUGAGUUGUGUUUCCUUUCUACAAAGACACUUGAUGCCUACCACUUGGAAAAUAAAUUCAGACCUUUUGUGUGA
This is a messenger RNA of Dromiciops gliroides (monito del monte), 1746 nucleotides long. It is a transcript of the gene PKIG, whose product is annotated as cAMP-dependent protein kinase inhibitor gamma. The transcript is spliced from 4 exons. The record is from RefSeq and is a predicted model, not a curated record. Gene Ontology annotation, biological process: negative regulation of cAMP-dependent protein kinase activity. Gene Ontology annotation, molecular function: cAMP-dependent protein kinase inhibitor activity. Lineage: Eukaryota; Metazoa; Chordata; Mammalia; Microbiotheria; Microbiotheriidae. Gene Ontology annotation, cellular component: nucleus; cytoplasm. The coding region runs from base 544 to 771 and encodes 75 amino acids.